AUGGUCACAGAAAUCACUUCAGCUGAUCAAUUCAAUCAAGUUCUUACUCAAAGACAAUUAGUUGUCGCUUACUUCUAUGGUCAAUGGACCGCUUCAUGGAAAGUUUUGUCUGAUGAAUUAGAAAAAUUUGAAAACCGUUUUACAGCUGAAUGUCAUGAUAUUGAAUUUUUAAAAUUAGAUGUUGGUAUUGAUGAAUUCGAGUCAGUUCUUCAAGAACAAGGAAUUAGAGGUGUACCAUCUAUUUUCUUUUACGCAGAUGGUGAACAGGUUGAUAAAGCUAAUAAUGUUGUUGAUCCAGAGUAUAUUGAAAAAAAAAUUAGCAACUUUGUUAAUGAAUAUAAAUUUAAUUAUCAAAGUAAUUAA
Hansenula ciferrii is the source of this 363-nucleotide messenger RNA. RefSeq names its product thioredoxin family protein. The transcript has a single exon. The record is from RefSeq and is a predicted model, not a curated record. The coding region runs from base 1 to 363 and encodes 120 amino acids. Lineage: Eukaryota; Fungi; Ascomycota; Saccharomycetes; Phaffomycetales; Wickerhamomycetaceae.